CUGCCCAGCUAUAUCCCAGCUAUUGCAAUUCCGCAAUCAACAGUCCCAAGUCGUCUUUCCCCGCAUCCCGCGACACCAUGCUCUAUCCACACCUCCGUCAAUUGCUCCCCAGAGCGAAGAACCUCGCCCAACAUGCGCAGAGCUUCCGCGCGAACAGCAUAUUGACGAAACACAUUGUGCCCGCCGGCCACGGUUACGCCUUCGCGGUGAAGAGGGGCACACGGUUCCGCAUCGUCGACCUGCACGGCGAACAGGUCGUCGACUUCAUGGCCUGGGUAUCGACUCCACGAGCCUCCAACUCCAGACCCGAAGCCAAACCUCUUCCCACCUUCGAAAAGAUGUCAACGGCAUACACACGCUACCACCUCCGCGGGGUGACCCCUACGAUCGGCGAAGCCCUCUACUCCAACGCCGACCGCGCCCUCCUCCGCAUCACCGCUGACACAGUCAAAGUGCACGACAUGACAUUUAUGGCCUGUUUUCCCGCGCUCUACGAGAAAAAAGGCAUGCAUGGGCAUAGGAGUUGUGCGCAGAAUGUUUUCGAGGUGAUGAAAGAAUACGGUAUGAGGGAUAUACUGGAGGUGUCGGAGCCGUUUAAUUGCUUUCAAAAUACGCCGAAUUAUAGUCUCAAGGCGAUGGGGAGUAGUAAGCCGGGCGAUUUUGUAGAGUUUGAGGCACUAGAGGAGUUGGUGUGUGCUGUAAGCUGUUGCCCUUAUGAUAUCGAUGGGUUCAAUGGAGGCAACAUUACCGACGUAGCAAUUGUUAUAUCAGAGGAAAAGACAGGAGAGAUACAAGAGCAGGAAAAGACGAUUGCAUAA
Cucurbitaria berberidis CBS 394.84 is the source of this 818-nucleotide messenger RNA. RefSeq lists its product as uncharacterized. The transcript has 2 exons. The record is from RefSeq and is a predicted model, not a curated record. Bases 78 to 818 code for a protein of 246 amino acids. NCBI's taxonomy places the organism in Eukaryota, Fungi, Ascomycota, Dothideomycetes, Pleosporales, Cucurbitariaceae.